This is a messenger RNA of Ceratotherium simum simum (southern white rhinoceros), 2058 nucleotides long. It is a transcript of the gene ABCG5, whose product is annotated as ATP binding cassette subfamily G member 5. NCBI's taxonomy places the organism in Eukaryota, Metazoa, Chordata, Mammalia, Perissodactyla, Rhinocerotidae. Gene Ontology annotation, biological process: cholesterol homeostasis; transmembrane transport; cholesterol efflux. Gene Ontology annotation, molecular function: ATP binding; ABC-type transporter activity; ATP hydrolysis activity. The record is from RefSeq and is a predicted model, not a curated record. Gene Ontology annotation, cellular component: plasma membrane; ATP-binding cassette (ABC) transporter complex; apical plasma membrane.
UCUGCUGCUAGUUGCUCAGCUGGCUUCUCCAGGGAAGGGCAGGCACCAAAAAAUUUGCCUGUCUUUGCUGCCUGUUGGCCAUGAGUGAACUCUCAUUUUCAACCCCCAUUGGGUCCUUGGGACGCCAAGCAAACAGAGGCUCCCAGCGCUCCUCAGAGGAGGUUCCUGCAGCUGCUUCAAAGCCUCGACACAGCCUGGGCAUCCUCCAUGCCUCCUACAGCGUCAGCUAUCACGUCGGGCCCUGGUGGGACACUGCAUCUUCCUGGCAGCGGUGGGACAGGCAGAUCCUCAAAGAAGUCUCCUUGUAUGUGGAGAGCGGGCAGCUCGUGUGCAUCCUGGGGAGCUCAGGCUCGGGGAAAAGCACGCUGCUGGACGCCAUGUCCGGGAGGCUGCGGCGCCAGGGGACCUUCCUGGGGGAGGUGUGCGUGAACGGCCGCGCGCUGCGCAGGGACCAGUUCCAGGACUGCUUCUCCUACGUCCUGCAGAGCAACACUCUGCUGAGCAACCUCACGGUGCGCGAGACGCUGCGCUACACCGCGCUGCUGGCCACCCGCGGCGGCUCCCGCGGCUGCUUCCAGAGGAAGGUGGAGGCAGUCAUGGCAGAGCUGAGUCUGAGCCACGUAGCGGACCGACUGAUUGGCAACUACAACUUUGGGGGAAUUUCCAAUGGUGAGCGGCGCCGGGUGUCCAUCGCAGCCCAGCUCCUCCAGGAUCCCACAAUCAUGCUGUUUGAUGAGCCAACCACAGGCCUGGACUGCAUGACUGCAAAUCAGAUCGUCAUCCUCCUAGCAGAGCUGGCUCGAAGGGACCGCAUCGUGAUCGUCACCACCCACCAGCCCCGCUCCGAGCUCUUCCAGCUCUUUGACAAAAUCGCCAUUCUGAGCUACGGAGAGCUGGUUUUCUGUGGGACACCAGUGGAAAUGCUUGAUUUCUUCAAUGACUGUGGCUAUCCUUGUCCCGAACAUUCAAACCCUUUUGAUUUUUACAUGGACCUGACAUCAGUGGAUACCCAAAGCAAAGAACGGGAAAUAGAAACCUACAAGCGAGUGCAGAUGAUUGAAUCUGCCUACAAAAAAUCAGCAAUUUAUCACAAAACCUUGGAGAAUAUUAAAAGGACAAAACAUCUGAAAAUAUUACCAAUGGUUCCUUUCAAAACCAAAGAUUCUCCUGGAGCUCUCUUUAAACUGUGUGUUCUCUUGAGGAGAGUGACGAGAAACCUGAUGCGAAAUAAGCUGGCAGUGAUCAUGCGUCUCGUUCAGAACCUGAUCGUGGGUUUGUCCGUCAUUUUCUUCCUUCUACGGGUCCAGAACGAUGUGCUAAAGGGUGCUGUCCAGGACCACGUGGGUCUCCUUUACCAGUUUGUGGGUGCCACCCCAUACACAGGCAUGCUCAAUGCUGUGAAUCUGUUUCCUGUACUGCAAGCUGUCAGCGACCAGGAGAGCCAGGAUGGCCUGUACCAGAAGUGGCAGAUGCUGCUGGCCUAUGUGCUGCACGUCCUCCCCUUCAGUGUCAUUGCCACUGUGAUGUUCAGCAGUGUGAGCUACUGGACUCUGGGCUUAUACCCUGAGGCUGCCAGAUUUGGAUAUUUCUCUGCUGCUCUCUUGGCCUCCCACUUAAUUGGUGAAUUUCUAAACCUUGUGCUACUUGGUAUGGUCCAAAACCCAAAUGUGGUCAACAGUAUAGUGGCUCUGCUCAGCAUUGCUGGAGUGCUUGUGGGAUCUGGAUUCCUAAGAAACGUAGAAGAAAUGCCCAUUCCUUUUAAAAUCCUCCAUUAUUUUACAUUCCAAAAAUACUGCUGUGAGAUUCUUGUGGUCAAUGAGUUCUAUGGACUCAAUUUCACUUGUGGCAGCUCAAAUGGUUCUGUGAAUAUUAAUCCAAUGUGUGCCCUCAGUCAAGGAAUUCAAUUCAUUGAGAGAACCUGCCCAGGUGCAACAUCCAGAUUCACAACAAACUUUCUGGUUUUGUAUGCAUUUAUCCCAGUUCUUGUCAUCCUAGGAAUAGCUGUUUUCAAAAUAAGGGAUCUUCUCUUUAGCAGAUAGUAGAGAACAUUGCUACAAA